GUGACUUAUUUAGCAGUUAUUAGCUGCUGUGGGCGUGUAGAACAGGUUUCAGCAUAUAAAACAGGUGUGAUAAGGGCUACAGAUGCAUUUAUUAUAUUAUUAUGGAAUGCGCUAAUCAAUCAAGACCUGCUUGAGUCACAUGAGAGCUUUUAGAGUCUAGAUUACUGUGCCCAUCUAAGUAAAAAGUAAUCAAUCGGUAUAGAAAUGUCCGGAAUCCCGAAUUCCGAAUUUGCUUAUUAUUCCAAAGCACGCGUUCGUAUUAUUUUAAGUGUUAGAAUGCUCGAAUUGUCGUGUUGCGCGGACAUGUAGGAAGUGGAACCUUUGGUUCUGUCACGAGUUGGUUCGAUCACAAGAAACUGAAACCUCAAUCCAAAUUUCCUCCCGGGAAAUGUUUUCCGUUUCUUCCGAGGAUGACGAUGGAACGUUCUCACCACCGAUUAGUGGAAGUACUUUGUGAGAAUGGAGGGAUCCAUACCGAACCCGCACCACGAGUCUUUGUCUGCGCUUGUCGCCUUGGGUACACUGGUAACUCAUGCAAAACAGGUUAGAACACUUUAUAAAAACAUGGCUGGACGUAAUAAUUCUUCAGUUAUUCGCACAAAGAACUUCCAUUACCCCUUCCAGUGUACUUAUGGACGUCGUUCAACUGUGUCCACAAGCUACAGCCACACAGGAAACUACUUCGCGUCCGAAGAUGCAUAUGGCAACUUCACGUUCAAGAUGGCGCUUUAUCGUAACCAAAGCUUUAGCACAUCAUUCGAGUCUCGCGAGUAUCCAAUCAGCAUCGAGCUCGACGAGCCCUUGUACGUGGGGCACAGCGUGACGUCAUCCACAGCGGACCUCGUGGUGUUUGCCGAGACAUUCCGUGCUACCACCACAGGCAACCCAAACUCCUUGCCGCAUUACGAUUUCAUCAGAGACGGCUGCGAGGUAGACGACACGAUGACGUAUAACUACACGCUGAACCGAGUGCAGAGGUUCACGAUCCACUCAUUCCGCUUCAUCGCCAACCAUACCGUGAUUUACCUGCCCUGCUUCCUCAUGGUUUGUCACAAAAACGCCUCAGACUCACGCUGCCACAGAGGAUGUGCUCAGCCAAUGAGAGCGCGCCGUCACAUCGAGGCUAGUAUGCGUGACUUCGAGGCUGGAUUGCGUGACUCCGACUCUGGAAUGCGCGAAAAAGUGCGACGGGAUGUACUUGAUGGCUCCAUGCUUUACGAAUUGACUCCUGGUCCAAUGAAAAGACGUUCUAUUGGUGGUACUGGUGAGGAAGUCGGCAAAAAGGCGUCGAAUAAAGAGCAAGGUUUGAAUAAUAUUUUAUGCUCCAAAACGUCUCUCUUGUUUUUCUUCUUUGUUUUUCUUCCUUUCUUCUCCUUCGUAUUUUAUACAGUCCAGUCAAUCUGUGGUUUGUGGUGAAACUAGUUGCAAUAGAAUCUCUCUCAGCGGGUUUUGAACAAUUGAUACAACCUAGUUAUAUGCUAUAAAAGUCCCCCCAAACCCCUUCCGAGCAACAUUCCAAAAUACGCGAUUUUCCUUUUCGGAGGUAAACCAUAGGAAAUAGAGAUAUAAAUUUCCACGCACAGCAAUAGAUGUUAUCUUCUUAUUUUCUUAUUAUAGCAAUCUGUUUAUUUCCAUUUAUUCUUUACAUCGUCUAGUGAUUUUGAUAAACCAUACUAUUGAAACAUAAACUAACUUCACUUAUCUAAGUGUUAAAGGUGAUUCCAAGCUGAAUCACGUUCUGGUGGGGGUCGGGGCAACAUUCGGAGGCUUGUUUCUUGUCGUCUGUGCCAUUUUGGUCUUCGUCCUUCGCCGGAAGCAUGACCGACCGGGAGUGCCUGCUGAUCACGUGAGAUCCUACGCACAAAGGGGCGUCACUGAUGACGAAGGCCAGGCUUCUAAGCAAGAGGAAAUCUAGCAUUUGUUAGUAGCUUUAUAGCAGUUUUGUAGUGCCCGAGCAGCGAUCUUUAGAGUUGGAAUUCAAUUAAAGCCCUUUUUAAAACGGUAAACAACAAGAUGAAGUACAUAUUAAGUAGGACAGAUGAACUUUAUAUGUUUUCAAGCGAAAUUGUGAUUGGUGCAUAUGUUUCUCUAUUGUUGUGUUGUGGUGUGAUAUGUUUCUCUAUUGUUGUGAUUACUUUGUUUCUGUAGAUACCCGCACAACUGGAUGGCAGAUAAGAGAGUGUAUAAUCAUGGAAUCCUUAAAUAUGUAUAUCCUUCUUUGUUAUAUGUUUUUUUUUUUUUACAUAAACCACAACACAAACCUUGUUGAGGCCAUAUUUGGGAUUCCGAAACUCCGGAGAGCCGGGUGGCAGGCUAGUUGCAACGAGAUGGUCGCCAUACCAGGUCAUCGAUGAUGUCAAUUAAAAAUAAUGCCACGGUCACAGUAUUUAUCACACUUUCUUUGUUCCCUAACUCGAUUCAAACUUUUUUUCUUUUACGAUUCAAACUGAAAACGCUACAGUUCCACACCCAGGGAGGGUGGGGUGGGGGGGGGCAAAAUCGUUUUUUUUUUUUUUUGCCAUUGCUGCAUCUGUAUCUCCACGGUACGAUUAUUAUCGGAUUUAGAUAAGAAAAAGUUUGACUUUUAGAUUGUUGAAUUACCAGAAUGAUCUAGAAUGCAUUUUUUUAAAAUCUAAUUUGUUUUUUAUGCUUUAUCGUAUAUAGCACGUCUAUAUUGCAAACCGACGUUCCGCCGUUGUGCAGCUCCCCCCCCCCCCCCCCCUGGGGUACGAGCCUGCGCUAUACAGCCCUCGAAGGCUUUAAAAUUGAUUGAAAUUAAAAUGCUCUGUUCUCAGUAUUUUUUAUCUUUCAAGCUUGCUGUCAGCAGGCUAACCCCCCCCCCCCCCCCAACCUAACUAAAAUCUUCAUCAUUUCAUUGAUCGAAAAUGUGUAUCUUUAUGUAUGUUUAUGAGUAAGAUUUGUUGAUUUAAGACUUUUUUUUAAUAUAAGAACUCUUUGAUAUUAAAAGUGCUGUUUGUUAGUGAAUGCUCUUCAUAAACGACGAAAAUGAAGACAAUUUAUUUUUAAUUUAAUUAAAAAUACACUAUUGUUUGUCUUGUCGUCUCAAGAGAAAUAAAUGUUUUAUGAUACGAUCAA
Messenger RNA from Nematostella vectensis (starlet sea anemone), 3096 nucleotides. Its product is annotated as ZP domain-containing protein. Bases 460 to 1416 code for a protein of 318 amino acids. NCBI's taxonomy places the organism in Eukaryota, Metazoa, Cnidaria, Anthozoa, Actiniaria, Edwardsiidae. The record is from RefSeq and is a predicted model, not a curated record. The transcript has 5 exons.